GAGGAAGAACACCCUCCUCCUCCUCCUCCGGUCGCAUGUCCACCUGCCCCAGCCUCGUCUCUUCACUUAUUUUUGCAGGAACUUUAAACCAGCUUCAGAGUAAAGAAAGCCCCUGAACGCCUCUCAGGAUCGGAUACACGGGGGUCUGCUUCUGAUCUGCUGGGUUUACUAUGGCUGGAAGCACCAACAAGACUGUGCACGAUAUCUUCCAGAGCAUGGAGUCCGGACCAGCUGCUGCCUCCAGCACCAGCACUGCACAGGCCUGGUUGAACAACAACUCCCACCUCCUGGGUUUGUUCAUCGAUGGGAAGUCUGACGUUCCAGCAAACCGACCAAGCCGCAUGCUGACGGACUGUAAAGGCACUCAGCUGUGCAGCGCAGUGGUUGCAGUGGAGGAAGAUGUCUCAGUUUGUGCCUCCUCUUCUCUGAGCGGCUUCAGGACCUGGAGCGAGCUCAGCUGCUCUCAGAGAGCCAACGUAAUGCUCCGGAUGGUGGGGGUGCUUGGUCAGCACGGGGUGUGUGUGUCGGAGAUGUUUGAUCUGUGUGACGCCGCCUGCCCCCCCGCCUCCCUGGUCAGACUCCUGCAGUUCUACAGCAGCUGGGCUCAGCUCCGAGGAACUCUGAUCCCUGGCUGGACUCCUCUGGGUGUGGUGUUGGUGGUCGUCUCUGAUGACUGCUCCCUCUAUAACCUCAUGAUCAAAGUCCUGCCAGCCCUCGCCAUGGGAAACUCUGUGAUCGUGGUCCCGGGUCUCCGCACCGCCGCCCCGGCGCUCCUAUUGGCUCAGCUGUUCACGGCAGCAGGACUUCCUGCAGGCGCUCUUAAUGUGUUGACCGGAAGUGACCCGUCUCUGGGCGCUACAGUGGCCGCAAACCCGAGCAUCAGCUACGUCACGUACAGCGGGAACAAGCAGGACGGUGUGACUCUGUGCAAAGCGACAGCAGGGUUUGGGGUCCCGGUCUCCGUGUCCUCCAUCCUCGGCGCUCGAUGUCCGUUCAUCGUCUUCGAGUCGUCCGACAUCGACAGCGCCGUGGACGCAGUCAUCCAGAGCGCCUUCAACAAGAGGAGAGAGGUGCACUGGGUGCUGUGUGUGCAGGAGAGCGUUCAGGACCGGCUGGUGUCCCGCCUCAGACUCCGGAUGUCGGGCAUGAAGAGCGUGGGUCUGCAGAGCGAGGAGGAGCGGUUCCUGGUGGAGGCUGCAGUUCAGGAGGCCAGCAGCAGGGGGGCCACGUUGGUUCAGUCCUGUGCGCCCCCCCCCUCCGGAGCUCAGUACCCCCCCACGGUGAUCUGCGGUGCGGCCCCCUCCUCCCCCUUCGUGGUCUGCCCCCCACCCGGACCCCUGCUGCCCCUCCUCACCUUCAGGAGCAACUCGGAGGCCGUGACGCUGGCGAACCACAGUCCUCAUGGUCAGGCAGCGUCCAUCUGGACUGAAGAGCUCACUCUGGCUCUGGAGACAGCUAAGAGUGUGUGUGUGGGCUCAGUGUGUGUGAACUCGGUCUCCGUCUCGGACCCCUGCCUCCCCGUCUCCGGACACAAGGACAGCGGCUCCUGCACCGACGGAGGAGCGGAGGGUCUGUACCAGUUCCUCCGCCCGUCCUCCUCUUCCUCCCCCCCUCUCCCCCGCUCUUCCCGCCUCUCUAUGGAUUACUCUCACUUUGGAUCUGCUGCCCCCCCCGCCAUCAUCAUCCCGGAUGCCUCUGCCAGUGCCCCUAAGUCCCUCCCUCAGUUAGUGGGGGGGAAACAGUGUAAGUCGGUGUCGGGCUGCUGUGUGGAGGUUCAGUCAGCAGAGGGCGCCGUGUUGGCAGUUUGUCCUGACGGAGGACGGAAGGACGUCCGCAACGCCGUGGAGGCUGCGGCCAAAGUCCAGCCAGGCUGGAUGAAGAAGAGUCCGUCUGCACGCGCUCAGUCGCUCCUCUCUCUGGCUAAAGGCCUGGAGGGGAAGAGGCGGGACUUAAGUUCAUCAAUCGUCCAGACCGGCCUCUCAUUGGACAAGGCGGACGAGGAGGUGGAGCUUAGCAUCGCCAGGCUCAGCGAUUGGGCGGCUUACUGUGACAAAGUGCAAGGAGGAACUCCAUCUCUCCCUCUGUCCGGCUCUGCUCUCUCCCUCCCCGAAGCUCUGGGAGUUGUGGGAGUCGUCCUCCCCGAUAAAAACCCCCUUCUCUCUAUGGUCACUCUGCUCGGCGCCGCCAUUGCUUAUGGGAACGCCGUCAUCUUGAUCCCCAGUGAGAAGAGUCCACUUCCUGCCCUGACGUUCAUUCAGGUGCUCCAGGCCUCAGAUCUUCCUGCAGGAUUGGUGAAUGUCAUCACAGGAAGUAGAGAUCAGCUGACGGCCGCUCUGGCCAAUCACAGCGUCAUCAAGGCCAUCUGGUACUGGGGCAGCGCUGAGGGCGUUCAGUUCCUGCAGCACUCCUGCAGCUCUCCCCUGAAAACACUGCUGCUCUCCAGCCAGCAGAAAGGGGGAAAAGGGGCGAGAGACUGGACUCACCCCUCAGUGCUGGAGGAGAUGGGGAGGAACGCUGUGCAGUGGAAGAGCGUCUGGAUCCCCACAGCAUGAGGGGGAGAUACCUGCUGAUUAAAGGGGGGACACCUGCUGAUUAAAGGGGGGACACCUGCUGAUUAAAGGGGGGACACCUGCUGAUUAAAGGGGGGACACCUGCUGAUUAAGGGGAGACAUCUGCUUUUCAAAAGUGUCAAAAAACAAAAUUGGAGCCAAAUCAAAGAAAAAUAAAUAAAACGUGAAAUGUUGAAAUAAUGCAAUAUAAAUAUAUUAGUUUCUGUUUCCUUUAAUGUAGGUUUCUAUCACAUAAAAUAAAGGAGUAUGGAGCCUCCUGUAGGCUGUAUCCAAUGUCCUUUAAAAGAUCUCCAUAUUGUAUCAAGUAUUUAAAUUAUGUCUUCUUAUAACUUGACAUCAUCACCCAUUAAAAGAAGUGAGAACAAUUAUAAUGAAAUGGUUUUUUGGUUAUAUUAAUGUAAUGUUUCCUCGAAAUCAACUCCAGUUCAAUUAACAAUGGUGCAUUCAGGGACAGUAGGAAGUGAAAGUUACGGGAUUUAUUCAGCAGGUUAUGGGUGAGUGAGCAGAAUGAGAAAUAAAGAGAUUGAAUAUAUUAACGGUUCAAAUGUUCAAAUUUAAAAAUGAAGCACUUAAAAGAGACCGAUUUUACUGAAAGCUCAAAAAUACGUACUUUCAUGAAGGUCACAUGUGAUGUAGUUUAUUAUUCAUACCUGUCAGAAUAAACUACAUUAGCUGCGUCCUUUAUAAUGAAUGUUCUCUAACUUAACUGUAGUGGUACGCUUCUUUUUGUGUGUUUUUCCAGCAUAUAGUCGACACUGAAGGACAACUCACAGGCAGUAUUAGCUUUUAGGGGCUAGUCACGGUUAGAUCAGGUGUUUGCACAGCGUUUGUUGAUCAUAAAUCCAUUGUUAGAGCUAACUCAGUGACAUUAUGUGCCAAAUAUAUUAGGUAUAGGUCGACAGAACACCACACCAGCAUGACAAAAUGGCUAAAGAGAGAUGCUAUUCCUGCAGCGUGAACACAGGAUGAUCUCUACCUCUAGUAUAAGGGCCACAGGGAUGUAGUAUCAGAAUCAGAAAUACUUUAUUUAUCCCAAACUAGGAAAUAUUUUCCGUUGCAGGAGCGAAAUACAAAAAGAAGCAAAUCAAAUAGUAAAUAGUUAGAACUCAAAAACAAGAAUAUAAAAUAAAAAUCAAUGAAAAUGAGUUGGACCCUGAAGGCAGCAUCUCCCUGGUCCAAUGGGAUUUCUCCAUGUGAGAAUGCUGACUGGUGUGGGUUUAAGCACUUGCAGGUAGCUCUGGUUUAUUAAGUAUUCAGAAGACUUUAGAUAUGUCUACCACCAGAAAGCAGAGGUAAAAUAAAGUGUCUCAGUAUUUUUUUUAAUACAUUCCCUUUUUAAACCUUGAAACCUUGUCUGCCUUACAGGUCUUUCAAUGACUCAGCAAAAAAAGAUUGUCCAUGCAGUGUGAACUGUUUGUGUUUAUUACUGAACGAUAAGGCUGUAACACAUUCCCCCUGGAAUCUGUGUUUCCAGAGACAACUCUGUGGGUCCGACUGUCUUUAAGCCAUGAUUAAAAGAAGAUAUUUUAUUUCA
Molecule: messenger RNA, 4104 nt
Organism: Eleginops maclovinus (Patagonian blennie)
Lineage: Eukaryota; Metazoa; Chordata; Actinopteri; Perciformes; Eleginopidae
Gene: aldh16a1
Product: aldehyde dehydrogenase 16 family, member A1
Molecular function (GO): oxidoreductase activity, acting on the aldehyde or oxo group of donors, NAD or NADP as acceptor
Source: RefSeq, a predicted model, not a curated record